Molecule: messenger RNA, 5773 nt
Organism: Anguilla rostrata (American eel)
Lineage: Eukaryota; Metazoa; Chordata; Actinopteri; Anguilliformes; Anguillidae
Product: heterogeneous nuclear ribonucleoprotein U-like protein 2
Exons: 14
Coding region: 338-3022 (894 amino acids)
Cellular component (GO): membrane; nucleoplasm
Molecular function (GO): RNA binding; protein binding
Source: RefSeq, a predicted model, not a curated record
UUAUAUUGAAGUUAAUGAAAAUCGUAUAUUUAACUUUUAAAGUCCCCCUUGUUCGUUUGAAAAAUAUCGGUGCAAAGGGCUGACCAGUUAAAAUAAAGCAUAAGUGGAAGGGCGGAGUUUUUCAAUUUACACCAAUAGUAGUUAGGGUUUUGAAUGUUUUGGGCGGGGUGAUUAAAGUCUAAACCAAUCAGGAAAUAGAAAAAUACUCUUAGUUUACCGUGUGCCAUUCGGCGACGUGUAUUAUUUACGAAGUGUAACGGACUACUGUACUUGUAACAUUUUAAACCGGGGGAACGGGAUAAAUCUGAAGAGAGAAAGGGCACGUAUUCCGGUGAAAAUGAAUCUGGCCGAGGUAAAAAAGUUGAAAGUGGCAGAAUUGCGGGCCAAGCUCCAGCAACGAGGCCUGGACGCGAAAGGACUGAAGGCCGACCUUGUAGAGCGCCUAAUGAGUGCCAUUGAGGCCGAAUCCCAGGCUGCGUUGCCAAUCGAAGUCGGGGAUAAAGAUGGCCUUCCUGGAGGAGACGAGGUACAGCAACAGGAUGACCACGUUCUGGGACUUUCCACGCCGGCGGGGGAAAUUGUGGCACGAACGAGUAGUCAGUCACCAGCCGGACCUGGAGAACCUACCCAUAAGGAGGACGCCGAAGUUGACAGAAAAGAGUUGACACGGGUAGGCGAGACAGCCAUUGCCGGUUCAAGUCAAACAGAAAAGUCGACCUCUCCUAGGGCACCAGCAGCAGCAGAAUUAGCAACCAACCAUCCGACAUUGCCACUGUUAACACAGGAGGAAACGAAUGCUGCCCCAGUCUUGGUAGAAACACCAGCUUGUCCAUCCAAGCCCGUUCCUAGAGAAUCAUCAGCGGAAGCAAAACCUGUAUCGUUAGGAGAUGCGCCCUCGCUUUCCCUUGUAAAGGGAACCUUGGUGGAAGCUAAGUUGGGGCAAGAAAACCCGCAAACGCAACAGAAGAACACCGAACAGUUUCCGCUACAUUUAGCUGAAGGUCCUAACGAGCAGGCCCCAGGACCAGACACUGAAGUUCCCGUUGCACCCACCAAGAGUACCCUUCCGCAGUCCGAAACCAAAGAACAGACUUUGACCACUGCUACUGGUAAUCAAGGGCCCACAGAAGAAGCCAAACCAACUACAAGCGCCUCAAUUAUUGUACCCCAAGGCAAAGUGGAGAAGAAAAAUGACGACUUGAACGGAAGCACGCGGAUGCAAAAUCAAGCCGGGUCAGUAAGUGAUGACAACGUAGCAGAGCCAGACUGGUCGAUUGGGGCUGAAAGAGGCAGCGACGAUGAGACUGCAUCUGAACCAGAGAAGGAAGUGUCCAAGGGAACUGAAGCAGAGGGAAAGAAUGAGGGAGAACUCAGGGGUGUGAAGAGGCCGCGUGUAGAAAGAGCCAGGGGCUACUAUGAAUUCAAGGAGGAGAUCAACUACAACCGGGCAAAAUCCCCAGAGCCCGAACCUGAGGCUGAGGACGAGGAGGAGGUGGAUUCGGAGUUGGUGCAGCUGGAUUCAUAUAACUGUGACUUGCACUUUGAGGUUGGGAAGGAUGGGUGCAGUGGCCAGCCUCUGUUUUCGGAGAAGUUCCCCCUCUUGUGGUCGGGAUGCCGCCUAACCCAUGGAUUCAAUCAGGGCAGCGUGGGCUUUGAGGCUAAGAUUGUGAAGAAGCUUCCAGUGGCUGACUUAAACGCGGAAGAUCCCGGCGCACAUGUUUUAAGAGUGGGCUGGUCUCUCGACAAUUCCAGCUUCCAGCUCGGGGAGGUGGAGUUGUCGUAUGGUUAUGAUGGGCGGGGUAAAAAGGUUACUGGCGGAAAGGAAGAGGAAUUUGGGGAGCCCUUCUCUGAGGGUGAUGUCAUUGGAUGUUAUGCUUCCUUCUGUGACAGCCAGGUGGCACUCUCCUUCCAUAAGAACGGCUCCCCGGUUGGCACGGCGUUCACUGUGAGCCGCGCCCUCCUGGCCAGUCACGCCCUGCACCCGCACGUGCUCUGCAGGAACGUCUGUGUGGCCCUCAACCUGGACCCUGCUGGGUCGCCAUGGUUUCCUCCGCCCCCUGAACACACCCCUUUCCCGGCCCUGCCCCCGGAACUUCGAGUUCGGGCCCCGCUGCCUCCGGUCUCCAAGCAGCAGUGCGAAGUGCUGAUGAUGGUGGGCAUGCCCGGAGCAGGGAAGUCUCACUGGGCCCAGACUCACAUGGCCCAGAACCCAGAGAAGCGCUACAACAUCCUGAGCACACACACCGUGCUCAGCUGCAUGAAGAAUGUUCCGGAGUCUGAGCAGAAGGAGCAGGUGAUUCAGCAGGCCACUCAGUGUGUCAGUGGGCUGAUCAAAGUGGCAGCACGCAGACGGCGAAAUUACAUCCUCGACCAGACGAAUGUGUAUGCCUCUGCGCAGCGGCGGAAGCUGCUGCACUUCAGGGGUUUCCAGCGGAGAGCGGUGGUCAUCUGUCCCACGGACGAGGAGUGGAAGCGACGCCUGGCGGCUCACCAGCAGCAGGAGGGCGAGGAGGUGCCCGACACGUCCCUCCUCAAAGUGAAGGUGAGCUUCACUCUGCCGCAGCAGGGCGACUACCUGGAGGAGGUCCUGUUCCCGGAGAUGUCCCGAGAGGAGACUGAGAAACUGCUGAGCGGGUACAAGGAGGAGGCCCGCCGCCUGCUCCCCAGCCAGCCCAAACGCAAGAGGCACCGCAGCAACCGCAAGAACAGGCCGCCCCCAAACGCUCCCAGCCACCCGAGGCGCAACCACCAGGACUGGGGAUACGGAGGGCCCAGAGGAGGGUACAGCCAGCGACCGUAUGGCCACCAGCCAUAUUGGGGACAGCCACGCAGAGAGGACUACCGACCAUACUACAAUCAGUACCGCAUGGAAUAUGACCCCUUCUACGGCCGUAACUAUGACCCGCGGCGGUACAGGGACUACUUCCAGCAAUACACUGGAGGGUGGAAUCGCUCUUUCCAAGACCAGGGUCACUAUGGCGACAGGAACUAUGGUUACGGCAGCUACCGUGGGUAUCGAUAAACCAAAAAAUAAUUCUCUCUUAACCGUGCAGCUAAAAUUAUUUCAGUCUUUGCCUGCCUCCUUUUUUAAUAUGUCAGAAUGAAAAAGCAAACAGUCUAUUUCUAUCCUCACAUUUGGGGAUUAGAAUAUUUUAUCCUUUCUUUUAUUAUUUUUCAUUCUGCAGAUUGUUUUUUUUUUUGUUUUGUUUUGUUUUUCCUCAAUAGGAAAUAACUAGCACUGACUUGAAAAUGGAGUGCUAUUUUUUAAUAAUGUUAAUGUGGGGGCUGGUUACCAUUUGGUAAUGUAAAAAAAAAAGUUUUUAUUUUUUGCAAAAUUAAGGAAUGAGUAAGAAAUGUUUACUUUUCUAAAGGUUCAAUUGCCACAAUUUGGAAAUUUUCCUUAGUAAACCUGCAACAAUCAAGAGAAUUACAAGUUAGAAAAUAGACAAAUUACAUUUAUGUGGUCUUAAUUUUUGCAAACAAAAACACCAAAUUUUACUGGAAAUUUUAUACAGUGUAAAUAUAUUUUCUACAUGAUAAAUCACAGUAAAUCUCCUACAUCAUACAGUGCUUCCUUUUUAUAUUUGCUUUUACAUUCUGUGGUUCUGGCUCCAAUUUAAUGUAUUUUUACUUGUACUGUUUAUAACCUGGUUUCCUGAUUGUGGAUCUCAACAGAAUUGUCAUAACAAGUGAACACUGUACACGUGCUUGUACACACACACACACACACGCACAUGCACACACACACAAACACACACACAAACAAACAAACACACACACCUUUACAUAGUCAUAUUUUUUUUCUUUAAGGUCUUAAAUUUCAGUCAUUUUAUAUUAGUUGACUUUCAGGCCAGUUAAAAUAAACUAGUUCACACAAUUUGUAUAGAAUUUAUUCAGGGAACUGAGGAUUGGGCCUUGGUGUACUGGUGGCCUGUAAUGAUUAGAAUCGUGUUCUGUGUUUAGUAAACUUAAAAUAUUACUUUUGUUCAAAGCAAAUCCUUUUUCUUGCAAUAUUUAAUCAUUCAGAAUUGGUUGUGUGGCCUUGCUGUGUUGCACUGAUCAUCAGUGGUUUCUUCAGAUGUCGCAUGUGUGGUUCUGCCUUAUUGCCUCAAGCUUUGGUUUGAGUCCUAUAGAUUCAUGGUUCUAUAGAUCUUCAGUGCAUUAGAGUGUGUGUGUGUGUGUGUAUGUGUGCGAACUGUCAAUUCUCACUUUUUGCCAUUUCUCUUUUCCCUUUGUCAUCCAAUUGUGAGAACCCAUAAAUCGAAUUACUAAAUGGCGUCAUUUCAAUAUUGAGGCUACUGUUCAUUUUCUCCUGGAUAAAUCAUUGUUCAUAUUAUUUUGCCAUUGCAAUACAAGUUAGAGGGCCUAUCUCAGCUUGUGUUAUGACCCAUCUGUCUUGACUUGCCUGUGAUUUUGACUAUUUUUAGAAGUAGUUUAUAUCCAUCCAUCCUGGAUGUUUGCUCAAGCCUUUUCUGUUGACCAUAUUAGAAUGGACUGAAGGACUGCAGAAGCCAAACAAUCAGUGAUAACUGCGUUUAUAGCACAAGGCUAGUGUUUAAAUGCAAACAUGUUAUCUAGAAAAUAUAGAGUACUAUGCUUUUUAUCUAUCAAACACUAUCUUCUGGCAAAAAUAAAAAGUGUUUCAAUCCUUGCACAAUCUUCUGAAAUGACUGUGCUCGACAAGGCAUUUGGGUGAGGUUAAAGGAGUUUACUCCAGAUUUAGCUGGAAUUAAACGUAAAAUUGAAUGUUGAAGUUUUGUCGAGGUAUUUUUUUAAUACAGUUGUGCUAUUUUUUAACUGCUUGUUGUAUUAAUACAAUUUAUUGAAGCUGGGGAGCAGCUUCACUUGCACUAUGUGACAUGUUUGUUUAAUCAGAGCUUGUUUAAUCGUUUGAAUUGUUUCCCGAAAUACCAUUGUUGACCAUUUUGUAUGUACAAAGUUGCAUAUAUUGUUAUUUUAAAAUUGCACUUUUUUUUUUUUUUGAAAAAGUUUUGACAUGAAUGCACAAAAGGAUGUUUUUCCAAAUGAUACUGUGGAGUCCUAGAAUUCAGUUGAACCUUAAAGGUUAAAAAAAUGUUCUGCAUGUAUUGCUUGUCAAAGGGGUUUGUUUUCAUCCUCAUACUUGGGGGGAGAAAAAUGCUAUUGUUCUUCAGGACACCCAGCCUUACUUGAAAUACAUACGUUUUUUUCCAGCUGUGUGAAUUUUAAAAAAAUCUUCCAAGUGAGGUCUUGGGAAAACAGUCCCUCUACAAAAACAUACAUCCUAGUUUUAAAAAAGAAGAAUUUAGAAUUUAGUAAGAAUCCGGACUAAAAUAUUAGUUACCAACAUUGUGUAUUGAUAAAUAAUUAUUCAAUUUCUAUGCAGUCACAUAUGGGCAAAGGCCUCAAUAUUCUUUUUGCACUGUUUUAUUUAUCCAUCCAAAUAAUACUUUUUUAUUUUAAAAGAAGAAUUAAAGAAGCCAUUAUAACCUUUUGGAAAAAAGUAAUCUAUUGUUUUGCUUUGCUUCUGAUUGUUCAUUCUGACUAUUAACAUUGCCUUGGAGGAUUUUUAUACAAGAGUAGCAUUAGUAUAGGUGAUGUUUUGCACACUGCAGUGAAUGAUUAUAUUCAGAAAAUAUUUGAAAUCUCAUAUAUAUUCAGAUGGUCUACAUUUUAUUUUGGAAUGGAAAAAAAAUAUGAAUUUAAGGUUGUCAUUGCAAAGAAUAUUGAUUUUGUUUUAUUUUUUUAAGCAUGGAGGAUAAUUUGAGGCCAAUAAAGCGAUGCAUUUUACUGA